AUCAAAAAGAAAAACGAACGGUGUUGAUAAAAGCGAACCUGUGAUCUGAGUCGUCUCCUAUCUGCUUUCUUCUCCAGCGUCCGAUCUCUUCUCUUUCCUCUUUCUCCUUUCUAAUCCAAUCCCUUCUUUUAUUCUCUCGCGCCAUAUUUUAACAAAUCUCUCUCUUUUAAGGGCUUUUUCGAUGGCGGCGGAGGCACCACCACCGGCGAGUCCAGGCGGAGGCAGCCACGAGAGCGGCGGGGGUGGCGACCAAAGCCCUCGCUCCAACUCAAAUGUUCGCGAACAAGAUAGGUAUCUCCCGAUCGCUAAUAUUAGUCGCAUCAUGAAGAAAGCUCUUCCUGCUAAUGGUAAGAUCGCUAAGGAUGCCAAGGAAACUGUUCAGGAAUGUGUUUCUGAGUUCAUCAGCUUCAUCACCAGCGAAGCGAGUGAUAAGUGCCAGAGAGAGAAGAGGAAAACAAUUAAUGGUGACGAUUUACUAUGGGCCAUGGCUACAUUAGGUUUUGAGGAUUAUAUUGAUCCUCUUAAGAUUUACUUGACUCGUUACAGAGAGAUGGAGGGUGACACCAAGGGCUCAGUAAAGGGUGGAGAGACAUCUGUUAAGAAAGAUGUUCAGCAGAUUACAAAUGUCCAGCAGAUUUCUCACCAGGGUUCUUUCUCACAAAGUGCUAAUUAUGCAAAUUCUCAAGUUCAGCAUAUGAUGGUUCCUAUGCAACAUACAGAGUAGUCAUUGGCUCUCCUAUCAAGAAAUGCCUUCAUAUAGUCCUACUAAAUGUUUCAUCCGUGUUUACAACAAAUAUUGGACCGAAAUAUAAAUCCAAUGUAACCACUAAAUUAUGGAUAGUUUUGGUUCUCUUGUGAAGAUUAUUUUCCGUUAAUGUUAAUGUUUGUAUAAAUAGGGCAUCUUUAGAAGGAGAAUGACUAUUUGAAGAAAAAUUGUAAAUCUUGGAAGGUUCAUUUUCCUAUUAUUUUUAGAGUACGAUAGGAUCUUUCGUUGCA
Molecule: messenger RNA, 996 nt
Organism: Ricinus communis (castor bean)
Lineage: Eukaryota; Viridiplantae; Streptophyta; Magnoliopsida; Malpighiales; Euphorbiaceae
Product: nuclear transcription factor Y subunit B-10
Exons: 7
Coding region: 182-724 (180 amino acids)
Biological process (GO): regulation of transcription by RNA polymerase II
Cellular component (GO): CCAAT-binding factor complex; nucleus
Molecular function (GO): RNA polymerase II cis-regulatory region sequence-specific DNA binding; protein heterodimerization activity; DNA-binding transcription activator activity, RNA polymerase II-specific
Source: RefSeq, a predicted model, not a curated record